UGUGUGUGAAUAAACACUGACACACACCCACACAUACUUUACACACACACUCCAACUGACUGGAAGCUGUAUUUCCACAUUCCGCUCGGAGGGAGACACACCCUCAGACCAGGAGAGGUUCAGCCUGGACAGCUUGAUGGGAUGCAGGGAGGAGAAAGACGCUGCUGCCGUCGCUCCGGGUGACGUUGGAUCCUCACUCAAACCUCUACUGACAGAGAGCAACAGGGCUGCAGCAGACAUGCCAGUCACAGCCAAACACUGGACUCCUGAUCCCUAGUGACCCGUGUCACCAUGCCAACUCCCACGAUCCUCACAGCAACCAGGAGUCCUCAGAGAAGUUGUUAGGUUGGUUUACAACAUAAAGUGGAUCCCCUCCAGUGCUGAGAGAGAGAGAGAGAGACCGGGAGGCAGAGAUGGUUUGCCUGUGUGGUGUCCUGAUUGUUACGCUGCUGGUGAAGAUGGGACUUGUGGGUGGCUGUGUGUGUCCAGCAGCCACCAUUUUGUCCCAGUUUCCCUCUGACGUUCCUGCUGACGUCUGUUGCUUGAACUACUCUGGCUCUGCUUUCAGCCAUGUGCGCUGGUCUGUGUUUACCAAUGAGACAAACAUAGAGACACUGGAUCUCUCCUCCUGUAAUAUCACUUCUGUUCAUAUGAGUGGCAAAGACGUCUCGACGUUGCAGAAGGUUUACCUAAGCCGUAACAGACUAACAGCGUUGCCAAGGGAGUUUCUGGCCAACCAGCCCAGCCUGGUGGAGGUGGAUCUGAGAGAGAACCUGAUUGAGGAGCUUCCUGAGGGUUUUCUUCAGAACUCAAACAGCCUCCAGAAGCUGUAUCUGCAGGGAAACCAGCUCCGCCUCCUCCCAGGCUCUGUGCUGCAGAAGCCCAGUCUGCGAACCCUGGAGCUGGAUGGGAACCCCUGGGACUGCUCCUGUUUGUUACUGGAAGGCCUGGAGGAAGGCAAGAAGAUUAACAGGACCACUAAGCUGCAGGAUCUGGUGGGGAACUUGACCUGCGUGUCUCCCCGGCACCUGGCCAGCAGGAAUGUGUUGUCGGUGAGGCUUAGCGACGUGUGCCGCCCAGCUGGCCUCACCGCACUCUUCAUCGUGCUCCCUCUUCUCAUCCUCUCCGCCUUGGUGCUCUGCUUGUGCUGUGGGAGGAAGAAGAAGGAAGCUCCUGUGAGCACCUCAAAAAAGAGAGCUUCAAAGGCCAACAGCCAGAAGCAUCACAGCAAGCAGAAACCUGCAGCCACUGAGCCGAAGAAAGCUGGAAACUGUGAGGGGAUCCUGAAGAACCAGCUGCUGCUACGUCCAGCAUCCACCCUCCUGGGCAGCACCAGGGACAUCUAUGAAGAGGUGGAGAUUAAGCUGGGCUCAGUGGAGUCUCUCCCCCAAGCCUCCUCACACUGUUCCAGCUCCACAGAGGCGAGGCAGGGCCCCCAAGGGCCCCAAGGGGUCAGCAAGACAGACCUUGACUCAGUCAGCGUGACCGAGGUGAUGAAAGACUCAUCUGACAGGGAGAAGGCCUACAUGACCCAGUCCACUGAAUACUACAGCCUGGUGCCGGGUAUCGAACUGGAGGACUCGGACCACGGCGAGUAUGAGAACGUCAGCCUCUCGUGACACCAAGUUUUAUGAAUAGUUCAACAUUUUGGUAAAUACGCUUUUGUUUUCUUGACGAGAAUUCGAUGAGAAGAUCUGAACUGCUCACAUGUUUGUGUGUUAAAAGCCCUUUAAACGUAUUUUCUCAAUCAGCUUCUCAGUGUGAGUGAUGAGGUCUUACAUGAACACAAAAUGUUCUGCCGUUUUGGUUAAUUCACACGAGAGAUUUCUGUAUUUGUGUGUUUAUCUGUGCUCUUCUCACUGGUUUGAUCAACUUUGACUGUUAAACUACAAAAUAUAAGAAUGCUCUUUUACUUAAACUUUUAUUUUUGCUUAUGUAGUCAUAUAUAUCACAUGGUAUAGAGAUAUUUAAGUUUUGAAACCAAGUUUUCAGGGGCUUUAAGGGGCAGUGAAUUAGUUUAGCAUAAAGACUGGAAGCAGGGGGAAACAGCUGCCUGACUCUGUCCAAAGUUUAAAAAAAUACCUACUAACACCUCUAAAUGUCUUUUCAGACCAAACGCUUUUAUUAAAGGCCACGUAUCACAUAAUAAUAAACACACAAGCUAAAUAUGAUCCUGUCCAGUCAUAAAUGAUGAAAAUCAGUGCAGUAAGCUCAGCAUUUACACUCGUUACAAUAACAUGCGUCAUAGGAAAUGCAACCACAUUGUAACUUCUCUACACAGACCUGCACACUUGGAAUAAUAACAAGCCCGUUUCCAGUGCGUAGAGUUGAGUGUGGGUUUAUUAUAGUAAAAACAACUCAUGCAUCGAUGAUUGUGUGACGGUGCGAAACUUUAAUUUUUGAUGGAAUGCACGGAACGCAAAUAUUUGUGUCGGCCUUGGUGUGAAAGGUUUUGAAUGCAACAAAUCACGUCGUUUUAACAUAACUGUUAACAUGACAGUUUAUGGUUUUCAGGGGAUUUAUGUGAAGGGGGGGGGGGGAUUUAAAUUAAAUGCUGUUCGUCAGGAAGUAAAUCACACAUUACUUCCACAGUUUGUGUAUGGAUAAACUAAUUAGAUACAACCUGAGCUUUAAAGUUUGUAAAGUAAAGUUUAUCCGCCGCUCUUUUGCGAAAUAGGCAGUGCAAGACACUCGGUUAUGUAGUGACUACUUGCAGGGCUAGCGGUAGCUGGUGAGCUAAGUGCUAACAUAAAAACGCUAGCGCUAGUCACUCGGUGCCAUGCCAUUGUUCCCUACGACCCAUUAUUCCGAAACCCUAACAGUCUGAAAAAUGUCCCAUUGGACUGAAAGCCCAUUUUUCCGACAACCCAUUAUCCCGAAAACAGAUUCCCAUUGUUCCGAAGGCCCAUUACUCCAAAAAUACACCCUCUCCCUGCAACCAACAUGGAGGACAUGGAAGCACAUGGCUAAUUUAUUAUGCAGAAUGACAUUGUCUGAUCAAAGCAAAAUAGUUUUCUCUUUUUAGACACUGAUAUCUCAGUGGCUGAAUGGAUUUUUACCAUUCAAACUGCAUUUGAAACAUCCAUCUUCCUUCAUUUGUUUGCCAUUUGAACUGCAAAGGUAUCCCUAACCAAUCUCUUACAAUGUUUAUAUCAAGAACAUAGGACCCUGGGAUGAUAGGGAUGAACGGGGUAGCUGUUUCUUCCUGCUUCCAGUAUUUAUGCUAAACUAGGCUAAACUAAUCCUGGCUCCAGCUCCGUACUUAACUCACAAACAAGUUGUAUAUAUCUUCUCAUCUAACUCUCGGCAAGAAAGUGUAUUUCACCAAAAUGUCAAAUGAUUCCUUUAAAUGCACUAAAGAGAGACACUGUGUGUGUGUGUGUGUUACAGAAAAGGCCAGUUAGGCCUAUCUAUUGACACAGAGAGAGUGAUCCGACCACUGUGGUAUCACAAUGUAAGAGGAAGUGAUUUAAUCCGGAGCUUUUCCUGUGGGACCUGAGGAACGCAGUGACGGUUUGAAAGGGAGGCCCACUUUUUUCACUCUGGAAAAGACAUUUAUUCUAUAUAAUGUUGCACUCCAUGCAUAUGUUCACUUCAUGUGGAUUUCACAUCUUUAAACAAAGAACAGGACAUUUUUUAUUAAUGCUUACUUAUUCUAAGCCAAGUAAGCUUUUGUAGACUUUCCUUUACCUCCCCCAUGAGUGAUUGUUAUAUGCAUUCCAGUUUGACUUGUUACAUAUUAUACUACAUUCACAUUCACAAAUGUACGCGCUGAACAAUGACUAAUCCCAUUGUGACGCUCACAGUUAAUUCAUUGUGAAGUGUGGAAUGUACAGCUUAGGUGAGAAGUCUAAAUUUAUAUAUGUCCUUGUUAAGCACAGAUAAAAGUCUGGCUCAUGUUUUACGUCACAUGCUAAAAUGUGCAUAUAUGUUGGAAAAUGUCAGGGCGGUCAGAUCUAAAUGGAGGUGAGUGCUGGUCUGAGAUAUAAAUCUCUGUAGUGCUGGUUCAGUAAACCGAGAUGCAGAGCAUCUCUGUGCAGUAGUGCUACAGAAUAAUGACACUGGAGACACAAAAGACAUCCGGGUCAUCGUGCAGGAUGUUAUCUAAGAUGUGGAAAACAGACGUCUCUCUCUUACAUGAAUGCUAAUUGGUUGGUGAGACAGAGCGAGUGGGUGCAGCUAUAAGGGCGUGGAGCUUCCUGGAAUUUAGAACAACGGAGGUGUAUUUUCCAGAAGGGUUUUCACGUAUUUUCCAUCAAGGCUAUAUUUAUCGACGUAAUAAGGUUUAAUGCCAGAGGUCCUUAGGUCAAAUGAAAGACAGACAAAUGAGUGGAUGUUGUGUUUUGUAAUUUUAUACACAGAGAAAUCACAUCAAUUUAAUAAUAAACAGGAUUGUAGCCACUAGUCAGGUCACGUCAUAAGCUCUAUUAAUUUUUUCUAUCUCUAAUUAUUGUUGAUACGCCGGACAGACUGCACGUAAGCAUUUAACAGUGAUAACAGUGGCAGAUUUAGGGAUACAUAGUUAUUAAGCUGUGACUGUAUGGAGGACCACAAGAGUCACAGAAAUAGUAAUAAAGCAUUUCAUUAAUUAAUGACUGUACAAUAAAAAGAGGCAUUAAUACAUUUGUUUGCAAAUUAAGUUGUUAAGCUAUGAUUAAAUGGACUAAAUUAAAAAAGUAAUUAUUUUUUUUACAUUUUAAUGGGCAAUAAAAAGAGGAAUUAUACAAAUGA
Sebastes umbrosus (honeycomb rockfish) is the source of this 4731-nucleotide messenger RNA. Its product is annotated as leucine-rich repeat-containing protein 26. Gene Ontology annotation, molecular function: protein binding. The coding region runs from base 414 to 1619 and encodes 401 amino acids. The transcript has 3 exons. Lineage: Eukaryota; Metazoa; Chordata; Actinopteri; Perciformes; Sebastidae. Gene Ontology annotation, cellular component: plasma membrane. The record is from RefSeq and is a predicted model, not a curated record.